Molecule: messenger RNA, 1920 nt
Organism: Miscanthus lutarioriparius
Lineage: Eukaryota; Viridiplantae; Streptophyta; Magnoliopsida; Poales; Poaceae
Source: the annotation of a GenBank genome assembly
AUGCCUCCCAACGGCAGCACUGCUCUGCUGCUCCUCCUCCUGCCACCGCUGCUGCUGCAUUCCUUCGCCAAUGCCGGCUCUCUGGACGCCGACGUCGCGGCGCUGUCGGACUUCCGGCUCGUCGCGGACCCAUCCGGCGCCGCGCUGGCGACCUGGAACCUGUCCGCGAACCCAGCGCCGUGCGCCGGGGGGGCGUGGCGCGGGGUCACCUGCGCCGGCGGCCGCGUCACGCGGCUGGUGCUCGAGGGCCUCGGACUCUCCGGCGACGCCGCGCUGCCGGCGCUCGCCAGGCUGGACGGCCUCCGCGUGCUCAGCCUCAAGGGCAACGGUUUCUCGGGCGAAAUCCCCGACCUGUCGCCGCUCGCGGGGCUCAAGCUGCUGUUCCUCGCGGGCAACGCGCUGUCUGGCCCGAUCCCGCCGUCGCUGGGGGCGCUGUACCGCCUGUACCGGCUCGACCUGUCGUCCAACAACCUGUCCGGCGUCGUGCCGCCCGAGCUCAGCCGGCUCGACAGGCUGCUCACCCUGAGGCUGGACUCCAACCGGCUCAGCGGUGGGAUCGACGCCAUUGCGCUGCCGAGGCUGCAGGAGCUCAACAUCUCCAACAAUUUGAUGUCCGGGAGGAUUCCGGCGGCGAUGGCGUCGUUCCCGGCCGCGGCGUUCGGCGGGAAUGUUGGUCUCUGCAGUGCGCCGCUCCCACUGUGCAAGGAUGAGGCGCAGCAGCCCAAUGCGUCGGCGGCGGUGAACGCGUCCGCGGCAGGGGACUGCCCUCCGGCUUCCGCCAUGGUGGCGGCGUCCUCGCCGUCGGGGAAGCCAGCGGGCGCCGAGGCGGCAGGCGGCGGCGGCAAGGGGAAGAUGAGCCGCGCCGCCGUGGUGGCAAUUGUGGUCGGGGGAUUUCGCCGUGGUGGGGCUGGUGGCCGGGCUGCUCUUCUGCUACUUCUGGCCGCGCCUCUCCGGGCGGCGGAGCGGCCGGCGCCUCCAGCAGGGGGAGAAGAUAGUGUACUCCUCCAGCCCUUACGGCGCCGCCGGUGUCGUCGCGGCGGCUGGUGCUGGUGGCGCGACGUUCGAGCGCGGGAAGAUGGUGUUUCUGGAGGACGUGAGCUGCAGCAACGGCGGCACGAGGCGGUUCGAGCUGGAGGAGCUGCUGCGCGCGUCCGCGGAGAUGCUGGGGAAGGGCGGGUGCGGCACGGCGUACAGGGCCGUGCUCGACGACGGCACCGUGGGAACCGGGGCCCUGGGCGCACGCCGCUGGAGUGGGCGGCGCGCCUGCGCAUUGCGGCCGGCGCCGCGCACGGGCUAGCCUACAUCCACCACUCGGGCCGCCGGGGCAGCGGCACGCCAAAGCUGGCGCACGGCAACAUCAAGAGCACCAACAUCCUGCUGGACAGAUUCGGCAUGGCGCGUCUCGCGGACUGCGGCCUGGCGCAGCUGACCCCGGCUGCCGCGGCGGCCCGCUCCGCGGGGUACCGCGCGCCCGAGGCGCCCCCGCCGCCCCGUCCCUGGGCGUCGCACAAGGGCGACGUGUACGCGCUGGGCGUGGUGCUCCUGGAGCUCCUGACGGGUCGGUACCCGGGCAGCGAGCUCCCCAACGGCGGCGUGGUGGUGGAGCUCCCGCGGUGGGUGCAGUCCGUGGUGCGCGAGGAGUGGACGUCGGAGGUGUUCGACCUGGAGCUGAUGAAGGACAAGGGCAUCGAGGAGGAGAUGGUGGCGAUGCUGCAGCUGGCGCUGAGCUGCGCGGCCGCGGCGCCCGAGCAGCGGCCCAAGAUCGGGUACGUGGUGAAGAUGAUCGACGAGGUCCGCGCGUGCGGGGUGGUGGACGCGUCAGCUUCGCCGUCGCACGAGUCGUCCGUGGACGAGUCCUCCGGCGUCUCCGACUCGCCCGCCGUGUCCGAGGGUGGCGGCGGCGGCGCGCUCAGCCAGUGA